AUGAGUUUACCGAAACCACCAUCGCCUCUGACGGGGGCGUGCUCUGUCAUUCAUGACAACACACUUUAUGUUUAUACGCAAAAUGCGUUCAUGUCUCUUCCCCUAGAGCAGGACGCAGAAUGGAAGAAGUUGGCGACUGGAGAGAAGGUCUCUGGUGGAGCUUGUGUUGGUACUGACUCUGGUCUCUUCGUCGUUGGUGGUACCAGCGACUCAGACUCAUAUACCGGCCUACAGAAGUUCACGUACGGGGACAAGAAGUGGUCAACCAUUACUCUCUCAAGCCCAAUCACGAAGAAUCUGCAACACCAUGGUGCGGCUUAUCUCAAAAGCACCGACCGGAUUUUUGUCUACGCAGGCACGAAGGAUGGAAGUGAAACAGCAACGAGUGAGGGUUGGGUUAUUGGCGCUUCAGAGCCACACACCAUCCUCGCGACAGGACCAACUGUAUCGGCUCUCAACCCUAUUCUUCUUCCCUGGUCCGACACCGAUGUUUGCUUUGUUGGUGGCAGCGACUCGAACACUGCAGUCUCCUGGUAUAACCCUGAUGCCGGCUGGCGACUAUCCGGAACCACCCUUUCUGAGCCAAUUCCGAGUUCGAUGAAGGCUGUCCUUGUACCCGGUGACGAUGGAUCUAUCAGCCUCUACGUUUUCGAUCUUACUGUGAGCCCCAACAAGGUCCGCCGUCACCUGGUCUGGACUGCCGACAACCAACCCGUAACCCUCUCGGAGGCUUUGACGAAGCGCGAUGGAACCGACAGCGCCUGGCCAGUGUACAACGCAACACUGGCACCGAAGGAAGCUCGCAGCACCGACUACACAGUUGCCCAGGAUAGCAACGGGAAGAUCGUUUUCGUGGGUGGCAGUGACAAGCUGCCCGUCGCCAUGUUCGACGGAAAGGAAAACGCUUGGAUGGAUUCUGUCAAGGUCUUGGGCUCUGAGCCACAGAAGCUCCUGGCUGAAACGACCUCAUCCAAGAGCUCUUCUGCUACUAAGACCUCCACCUCCACCAAGUCGACUUCCACCAAGUCAUCUUCGACAGUUUCCUCCACGAGCACGGAAUCAUUUACCACGGACUCAUCAACUCUUUUCACCUCAACUGCCACUGCGACAGACAGCUCGACUGGCUCUUGGACUCUCUCAGAGUCUAGCACUGCCUCCUCGACUGAUGUUGUCCCCGUCGGAGGCGCAACUAAGAGUGGUGAUUCCGGUCUUAGCUCUAGUGCUAUUUUGGGUAUCACAUUGGGAACGAUUCUUGGAUUCUUGGCCGCGCUUAUUGUUAUUCUCCUGCUCCUGCGUCGUCGCAAGAAGACUCGCCAACCUUCACCGGAAGCCGCCCAUGCUCGACACAACUACCCUUCUGAUGAGAAGGACCCGAUGGCAUUUGGUAAUGGUCAACUUUCGCCAAACUCUGCCCACUUCCGCGGUCACAACCCUCAGCUGUCUCAGGAGUCAUACUCAUCUAUGGCUAUCCUGAUGGGUCGUGCUGGAAAGAACAAGACGAGCAUCACCCGAAAGCCCAGCAGCGGCACUAACCGAAGCUCUGUUGGUUCUCUGCACAAGCAGCUGAAGUCCAAAAUCAGCAAGCCCAUCCUACAGGAAAUGCAACACCCCGUCCUGCAAGGUCAGGACACCCGAGGUGUUGCUUUCGACCCAACUGUUGCGGAACCUCGCCCUCGCAACGGACCUCUUGAGACGCAAGACGGCAUGCGAAGAAGUUCCGGCUGGAACCGAUACUGGUCCGGCGGCAGUGCCCUCCAGAUUCUCGGCUUCGGUGGUCCUAAGAGGAACACUGUCGGAUCUGAUAGCGAAUCCCACUACUCGGAUUCGCUUGCAGCCCGCAACCCCCGUGUUACUCAGGACUCUGCCACUGUGCCCCCUUUGAACUUUGACUUCCGCCCUGAGAUGAACCGCGUCAACUCUGGAAGCCCUGUGGUGGCAGAAUACAGCAAGAUCCCCUUUAGAGAUGGAGUAGCUGGUAAGAUUGAGCGCCCCACCUCAAAGGCGUCUUCAGGCUACUCCAGUGGUAUCCCUGAGAGUAUCAACGAAACUUGGGAUCCCGACUAUAAGGCGAAGCCCUGGGGCACAGAUAGGGCGCCGAGCAGCGUCUAUAACCCAAGCUUCUACUUUGGAACACCUCUAUCGCCGAGUAUUCCUCCCCCUCCCCGCAACCCUCCAUCUGGUGUGAGCACACAACCUCAGCUUGCUAUGGCGUCGACAUCGUCAGAUAUGAGCUGGCUGAAUCUCGGUGACCGACGAGUCUAAGGACUUGGAGCCUCGACGAACCAUUAUGAAGCGUCUAGGUUCUUAAUGCUCCUCUAUAAUGAGGCACCGAUAUACCCCAUGAUGUUCUGACGCAAGCAUCUCCUUAUCAAACAUAUGCAAAAGUCUUUACGAACCGCGGAUGGAUCUGUUUUACUCGCAAGGCGCGGUUCUUCGCGAACAAGAUUCGCCUUUUGCGCAUCUAGCGCUCUGCCACUCUUUUCUCCUUUCACAUCUCCGUGCACGUACAUACGAGGACGCGCACUCAAACACACUCACUGCUCCUCAUGGACCCAGUGUCUAUCAGGAGGAGCCAUCUCUUUUCUCCUUUUUGAUAAAGCAUCGCAUGAAUCGGCGUCGGCACCUCACUGCUCGACCUAAUCUGUCUCAUAUUCCUUUUUCUUUUGCCCGACGUUGUCGUUUUUCCUGUACAUUCUAGACGAGGACCCGGGAUUGGUCGUCUUUUUUUUUUUUAUCUUCCCUUCUGUCGAUCGUUGUUGUUCUUAUGAUACCACCACCUCCUGUUGUAUGUAAUUGGCUAGAGUAGCAAAAGGGGAGGAUGAAGUCGGCGGGGGGGAAGUAGACGGAGAUGUGAAAUGGAGAAAAAGAAGUGACGGGUGGUAAGGGUGUUGAUAGUUGUUGUGGAGGAGGAGGAGGAGGAGGAGGAGGAGGAGGGGACGUGGUUGCUGGCCGAGGUUGAGCGGCGGCAACUCUUUUGUUAUGUGUGUAUGUGAUGGAGAGUAACGCUGAAGCGGGGGCUGCAAAGCCGGAACUUCAC
Molecule: messenger RNA, 3037 nt
Organism: Fusarium vanettenii 77-13-4
Lineage: Eukaryota; Fungi; Ascomycota; Sordariomycetes; Hypocreales; Nectriaceae
Exons: 1
Coding region: 1-2262 (753 amino acids)
Molecular function (GO): protein binding
Source: RefSeq, a predicted model, not a curated record